Molecule: messenger RNA, 2642 nt
Organism: Camellia sinensis
Lineage: Eukaryota; Viridiplantae; Streptophyta; Magnoliopsida; Ericales; Theaceae
Product: flocculation FLO11-like protein
Biological process (GO): cortical microtubule organization
Cellular component (GO): cortical microtubule
Source: RefSeq, a predicted model, not a curated record
GAGAGAAAGAGUGGAGUGUCGUUUAGUUUGAUAAUAAUAGCUCGGCCCCCAAAUCGCCUCUUAUUAACAUUCUCUGCCACUCCACUCCACUCCUCUCUCCCCUCUCCUAUCCUCCUCCGCCGACUCUCUCUCCCUUACCUCCGGCGAUCUCUCAUCUCCCCCCACACUCUCUCUCUCUAGCUUUCUCUCUCUAGGUCUCGGUUCCUCUUCCUCCACAAUGUCCGCCUCUCCAAUCUGAACCUGAAAGCUUCCAUUUCCUCUCUCUCUCUCUCUCUCUCUCUCUAGACAUAUGUGUGUAAUAUAUAUGUACGCGAUAAUAUCUACAUCUAUAUAGAUAUAUAUCUCUUUGUCUGUAGUUUUAGAGUCAUUAUGGUGGUUGGAGAAUGCGAAGGGUGCUGAUUCACGGAGAGAACGUGAAAUGCAGCUUGCUUUUUUAUGUGGAUUUUUAAGAUUCGAGUUUGAACGCAUUUGAGCUUGAUUUCAGAUCUGGAGCUGUUGAUUUUGAUUUUGGAGAGAACUUAUGGUGCAUUUGGUGUGUGAAGGGUUGUUUUUGAGGUCGUGGAUGAGAAAUUAGGGUUUUUUUGGGGGGUAUUUGGUGGUUUUGUUCGUUUUCGUGUUUCUUGAGUUUGGAUUUGAGGAUGAAUCGAAGUUUUAGGGCUCAGGAAUCGCAAAUGCAGGGGUCGGUGAAGCAGAGGCAGCAGAUGGCGAGUAUGAGGACGUCGAUGAUCAAGGAUAAGGAAGAGGAGCUCUCGUUGUUUCGCGAGAUGCGAAAGCGCGAGAAGGAUCGGAACAAUCUUCUCCUUCACAACUCAGAUGAAUUUGAUGCUCCGCUUGGAGCAAAACCAGGCACUUCUCCCAUUUUCAAUAUUACAUCAUCUACACCGGCAAGGAAGACUGGUGCUGAUGAUUUCCUCAAUUCUGACAACGAUAAAAAUGAUUAUGACUGGCUUCUAACCCCUCCCGGUACUCCUCUUUUUCCUUCCUUGGAGAUGGAAUCACAGAAAACUGUUACGAGUCAGAUCGGAACUCCUAAAGCUCGGCCUACUGCACUGAAAUCUAGACUAGCAAACCCCCAGCUAGAGCCUGCUUCUAGGUCACACUCGGCAUCCAGACACUCAGCUUUAUCCCCUGGGUUGAAUACUUCAUGUAUAGGAGUUCGCAGGCCCUCAUCAUCAGGGGGUCCAGGAUCCAGACCAGUGACACCAACUGGACGCUCAACAAUGGCCUCAGCAGCUAAACCCACACUGACCACAGCACCUAAAUCCACAUCGACUACAGUGUCUAAACCCACAUCGACCACUGUGUCUAGACCUUCAAGGUCUUCUACACCCACUUCUAGGGCUACAUUGCCUUCAAGUAAGCCCACAGUUCCAGCAAGAUCCUCUACGCCGUCCAGGACUACUGCAAGAUCUUCGACACCGACAUCUAGGCCCACCAUACCAGCAUCAAAACCCACAUCAAGGGCAACAACACCAACUCGUAGACCAGCCACAAUUUCAACUGUAACAAAUACAUCUGCUCCUCCAGUGAAGUCUCCUGCUUCCUCGGUUUCCAAGCCAGGUCACACAACAGCUAGAAAUCCAGUGCCACCACGUGCUAGUUCUCCAACCGUGAAAUCCAGACCGUGGAAACCUUCAGAGAUGCCUGGUUUCUCCCUCGAUGCACCACCAAAUUUAAGAACCACCCUUCCCGACAGACCGCUUUCAGCCACUAGGGGCAGGCCCGGAGCACCUAGUGCUCGUUCUUCUUCUGUUGAGCCUGUUUCUAAUGGAAGGGUUAGACGGCAAUCGUGCUCUCCUUCAAGAGGACGACCCCCCAAUGGAAUUAUUCACAGCAGUGGAAGCUCUGUUCCUGCAAUCAGUCGUGCACAUGCUAAAGCUAACGACAAUGUGAGCCCUGUUAUGAUUGGAACCAAGAUGGUUGAAAGAGUAAUAAAUAUGAGGAAACUGGUCCCACCAAAGCAAGACGACAAACAAUCUCCUCGUAGUAACUUAUCAGGAAAGUCUUCAUCCCCUGAUGGCUUUGGAAGAACACUCUCAAAGAAAUCUCUGGAUAUGGCUAUAAGGCAUAUGGAUAUAAGGCGGAGCAUUCCAGGCAAUUUAAGACCGUUGAUGACAAAUAUACCGGCAUCCUCUAUGUAUAGCGUGCGAUCAGGCCCCACACGAAACAGGACGGUUAGUGUUUCAGACUCCCCUCUUGCAACAAGCAGUAAUGCUAGUUCUGAAAUGAGUGUCAACAACAACGGCCUGUGUGGAAAUGGAAAUGAAGUAGAUGAUGAUAUUAACAGUGAUAAAGGCACUCGAUCUCCUCCCAGUUUGCGGGGUAGGUGAAUGGUGAGGACCUUCUAUCCUUGAUGAUAUUGACUGCUUUUCUUAUCCACUUUGUAAUUUUAUUUUGAAUCUUUAUCAGCAUGACAAUUGAUAGAGACAAUUGCUUUCAGGAGAAAACCUCUGACGGGUUGAUCUGGCUCUCAUAUGAUUUAUGUAAAGUUGAAUGGAUUCGAUUAGCUAAGUUCAUAGUAUUCAAUGCUGUUGUACUAUUAGAACAAUGUUUGAACCAACUUUGGGGCUCUCAGUUCUGGAGAGAGGUGACGUAUUCUGAACUUGCUUUUAUAAUGUUGACCUUCUAGUUGAGACCGGAAA